AUGAAGGCCCCUGCCAGAGAUCCACGGGUAGGAGCGAUCGGGAUGGAUCACGCUGCUCAACGGGGCCCCACCGAUGGUCGCGUAGCUUUCCGACGCGGUCCAGUUGCGCCAUCUGCCACCGCUUUUGGUGCUCCGGAAAAGGAAGGGGCAACAAUGGGGGAUGGUGAGGUUCAUUUCCGUGGUGGCUACGGGCGCGGAAGGCCUAUGUAA
Echinostoma caproni is the source of this 210-nucleotide messenger RNA. Lineage: Eukaryota; Metazoa; Platyhelminthes; Trematoda; Plagiorchiida; Echinostomatidae. The record is from the annotation of a GenBank genome assembly.